AUGUCAGCGCCACAGGGAACAUUCUCGGCCCUCAAGGCUGGAGAAACUGUCGUCAAGCUUCCUCAUCCAUACCAGACCGAGUUUGCGAUCGAAAAAGUCUCGACACAACCUGACACGAAUGCACCAGCCUACAAACUUGUCCAGAAGGCCCCUGGGUCUGACAAGCGUUUGCCCUUUGAUCUUUACAACGCUGGCCUCGUUUUAUCAGACCCAAUUGAUCUCAAGUCGAGUGAGCUUCCACCUCAAUCUAACAACAGUCCCUGGGCCCGGGCACGCCGUUCACCAUGUGUCACCGUUCAUUGGGAUGGCACCGAAGCGCCAAGCUUGGGGCAAGUCUGGCUGCUUGCAUAUGCCCUCUUCACUUUGAGAACAUCCGUGGAAUCAUAUCGACUGGAGCUCCAUGGCGCUAGUGCCGCUGUUCUGGGCCAACAGCUCACGGCAGUCUUGCUUGCCAUUGAUCACCCUCUCAAGGGCCGAGAGAAGCGUCAAACCUCCAACAAGACUGACGAGAGUCUUGUUCUUCUCUUGCGAAGUACCUUCUGGCAAGGCGCUGGGUCACCCUUCGGACCUCGACCUGUUUGGUGCCCAGAAGAGUCCCCUUCAUCUCUGCCCGCCUCGACCCCUCUUGGGUCUUUUCCCUUGACUCCUCUACACAACACGACAACCAUCACGGUCGCCGGAGAUCCUGAUGAUCCCGAGAGAGUUCAGCAGUCAUGGCACCCAGUCAGACCAGCCAAGCCCGCCCCUGGGGCUGUUGUUUACAGCCGAUGGAUUCCUCAUCUCAACGAAACCUUCUCCAUGGUGUCAGUUGACUAUAAUGAUACCGAGCACACUGGUACUUUGGAACAACACCAGGAGUAUUUACACAAGGUGCAUGAUGAUCCGCAUGUGAUCGCGCUUCUAGCCAAGUGGGAUGAUAUCCACUUUGCAUAUUUCGAGGUCUAUUGGGCCAAGGAGGAUCGACUAGGUGGUUACUUCAAUGCUGGUGACUUCGACCGCGGUCGACAUUCGCUUGUAGGUGAUGUGCGAUUCCGUGGGCCACACCGUGUAUCGGCGUGGUGGAGCAGCUUGAUGCACUACCUCUAUCUCGACGACCCGCGCACUAUGUAUGUUGUUGGCGAGUCCCAGGAGACCAACACAACUAUAGUUAUGUAUGACUUCGUUCAUGGCUCAGGCCUAGACAAGCUGGUAGAUCUGCCACAUCAGCGCAGUGCUUUUGUCAGAUCGUCGCGAGAGCGUUUCUUCCAACUGUGCCCACUAGCAGACAAUGAGAAGGUUGUUGCUGGUACAAAGCUUGGUCUUGUGCCUAAGCUGUGA
Messenger RNA from Fusarium redolens, 1317 nucleotides. RefSeq names its product acyl-CoA N-acyltransferase. The transcript has 3 exons. Lineage: Eukaryota; Fungi; Ascomycota; Sordariomycetes; Hypocreales; Nectriaceae. The record is from RefSeq and is a predicted model, not a curated record. Bases 1 to 1317 code for a protein of 438 amino acids.